CAAAGGGAAUUACCAAUUCUCUCCCCUGUACAGUCUCACCUUGAUUUGGUAAGCCCUGUUCACUUUAAGAGCAUGGGGUUUUUUGAAUAUUCUUUUCUUCAUGACCUCCCCAUCUCAGUUUCGCAAAGCAUGCUUCUCUUCUUUUAUAUGAUACAAGAGGAAGCAGGUUUUUCUCUCUCUCGGGUCUGACACGCAAAACUGUGGAAUACCUUAAGUUUCUAUUCAUACUAGAAACUCACUUCACAGCCAAGAGACGUUAUUGCAGAGAUUUAUCAUUCUAUCUGCACCAUCACUUGCUUCAAGCAGAUUUGGACUAAUCUAGCCUUUAGCCCAUCUGGGUUUUCUGUGCUUCUGAUGAAUCUCAAUACGAUGAGACUGAAGAGAGGUGAAGAAGCCGCUUUGUGUUUAGUGGCCUUCUUGUGGAUUUGGAAUUCGGCAAAUGGAUUGCUCUCUCCCAAAGGUGUGAACUUUGAAGUGCAAGCUCUGAUGCGCAUAAAGGACUGUCUACAUGAUCCUCACAAUGUGCUUGAGAAUUGGGAUAAGGAUGCUGUUGAUCCAUGUAGCUGGACUAUGGUCACAUGUUCAACUGACAGUUUAGUUGUUGGACUGGGAACUCCUAGCCAGAGCUUGUCUGGUACUCUUUCUCCAAGCAUAGGCAACUUGACAAACCUUCAGAUCGUGCUCUUACAGAACAACAACAUAAUGGGGCCGCUUCCUCCAGAGCUCGGGAGGCUUUCGAGGCUUCGCACUCUCGAUCUUUCCAAUAAUUUCUUCACCGGAGAAAUCCCCUCCUCACUGGGUCAUCUGAACAGUCUUCAGUACAUGAGGCUUAACAACAAUAGUCUCUCCGGUGCAUUCCCGAGCUCUUUGGCCAACAUGACUCAGCUUCAAUUCCUUGAUUUGUCUUACAAUAACUUGAGUGGCCCUGUCCCUAGAAUUCUGGCCAAAACAUUCAACAUUGUUGGGAACCCUCAAAUAUGCGCAACUGGCACCGAGCCGGACUGCUAUGGAACACAGCUGAUGCCUAUGUCCAUGAGCUUAAAUACUUCUCAAACGCUACCCUCCAGCAAACGUGAAAAUCAUAAAGUAGCCUUUGCCUUGGCAUCGAGCAUCGGUUGUGUCUGUCUCAUCAUUCUCGCCUUUGGCAUACUUCUUUGGUUAAGACAAAGGCACAACCAACCCACAUUCUUUGACGUCAAGGAUGGGCAUCAUGAGGAAGCUUCGCUGGGGAACUUGAGGAGGUUCCACUUUAGGGAACUUCAGAUUGCCACAAAUAAUUUCAGCAGCAAGAACAUUCUCGGCAAGGGUGGCUUUGGACAUGUCUACAAGGGUGUUCUUCAAGAUGGCACGCUCGUCGCUGUCAAGAGGCUUAAAGACGCAAAUGCUGUUGGGGGUGAGAUCCAAUUCCAGACAGAAAUCGAAAUGAUCAGCCUAGCGGUGCAUCGCAACCUCCUCAGGUUAUAUGGAUUUUGCAUCACGCCUGCGGAAAAGCUCCUUAUAUACCCAUUCAUGUCCAACGGCAGCGUUGCAUCUCGCCUCAAAGGGAAGCCGGUCUUGGAUUGGGGCACCAGGAAGAGAAUUGCCUUAGGAGCUGCACGGGGAUUACUGUACCUCCACGAGCAAUGUGACCCAAAGAUAAUCCAUAGAGAUGUAAAGGCAGCAAAUAUAUUGCUUGAUGACUAUUGCGAGGCUGUGGUCGGAGAUUUCGGGCUGGCUAAGCUUUUGGAUCACCAGGACUCACAUGUCACCACGGCCGUGAGAGGCACAGUGGGUCAUAUAGCCCCUGAGUAUCUCUCCACGGGGCAAUCCUCUGAGAAGACGGAUGUGUUUGGGUUUGGGAUUCUUCUCCUUGAAUUGAUCACUGGACAGAGAGCACUAGAGUUCGGCAAGGCUGCUAAUCAGAAAGGAGCGAUGCUCGAUUGGGUGAAGAAAAUUCAUCAAGAGAAGAAAUUGGAAAUGCUUGUCGACAAGGACCUCCGAAGCAACUAUGAUCGGAUUGAGCUCGAGGAAAUAGUACAAGUAGCACUCCUAUGCACCCAGUACCUUCCUGCUCACAGGCCAAAGAUGUCGGAAGUGGUCCGAAUGCUCGAAGGUGAUGGCCUCGCGGAAAGAUGGGAAGCCUCUCAGAGAGUUGAAUCGAACAAAGGCAAGCCUCAUGAGUUCUCAUCGUCAGACAGAUAUUCCGAUCUCACCGAUGAUUCUUCCUUGCUGGUCCAAGCGAUGGAGCUCUCAGGCCCUAGGUGACUAUGGUUCUUUUUCGAAGAAUUGACAAAAUCUAUAGUUUUGGAAACGGAGGAGGUUGAAACAGCUUGUAGCUAUUGCAUAUAGAGAAAAUGAAUUCAUGUUGGUGACCUUUCGUAUGACUUUAUAGCAUACCUGAGUUAAAUGGGGUAAACAUUGUAAGGAAUUACAUGAGAGAUCUGAGAGCUAUCUGGAAUGUGUGAGCACAAGAUGAGUAUUUGUAUUUGUAUUAUAGUCGUUCCAAUAUAUGUCAGCUCCAAACGGCUUCAGUGUUUGCAACUGUACAGAAUUUGGUCUUUGAAAUGGACACUCUUUUCUUGAACUGAA
Messenger RNA from Eucalyptus grandis, 2568 nucleotides. RefSeq names its product protein NSP-INTERACTING KINASE 1. The coding region runs from base 355 to 2244 and encodes 629 amino acids. Gene Ontology annotation, biological process: protein phosphorylation. NCBI's taxonomy places the organism in Eukaryota, Viridiplantae, Streptophyta, Magnoliopsida, Myrtales, Myrtaceae. The record is from RefSeq and is a predicted model, not a curated record. The transcript has 11 exons. Gene Ontology annotation, molecular function: protein binding; ATP binding; protein kinase activity.